AGCGUCACACACCUCGAAAUGACUGCUGUGGUUGAAUGCGCAGAUGUUGUGAUUAUUGAAAAUAAGCCUCCAAUAGAGAAUGCGGCUACCGCUACGGGGAUCAAAUCAGAAGCUCCUUCAGACAUCACUGAGAAGACAGUUGACGCAAACAAAGAUGUGAACGCUGUAGUUGCUGUUAAGGAGCAGGCAUCAGACCUGAUAUCAGAAGAUCCGAAUGCAUGGCGACCGCACGUAAGCCUUUUUUCCACUUAA
Molecule: messenger RNA, 252 nt
Organism: Strongylus vulgaris
Lineage: Eukaryota; Metazoa; Nematoda; Chromadorea; Rhabditida; Strongylidae
Source: the annotation of a GenBank genome assembly